Molecule: messenger RNA, 501 nt
Organism: Bipolaris maydis ATCC 48331
Lineage: Eukaryota; Fungi; Ascomycota; Dothideomycetes; Pleosporales; Pleosporaceae
Source: RefSeq, a predicted model, not a curated record
AUGUCACUGCCAGGUGCUGCCCCCGACCUUACUAAGCUCGAUUUGCCUCGCGUACCCCCUCGAUAUAAAUUCACAACCGAGUUUCUGUUCAACUUUACCAUGCGGUUGCAUCCCGAGCAGCCCCCGAUGGUCCUCGGCGAAGCGGGGAAGGGAUUCAUGAUGGUGAUCUCAGAGCAAGGAACGCAAAUUUCUGGGCCCAAGAUCAACGGCUGCGUGGCAGCGUACGGCCAAGAUUAUGUAACAAUCCGGCAAGAUGGUGUCGGCGAGCAUAUAGUACGGCCCGUAAUGCUUACCGAUGACGGAUGUAGUGAUUGGGGAGGCGAUGGGUAUGCCAAAGCAGCAGCUGGUGAGAUGCCUUCUGGUUCGCGGAUUCGAUAUGCACCGUAUAUACAGACAUCCCACAAGGAUUAUCUCUGGGUCAAUAGACUGCAAUGUAUCGAGGUCGGGGAGAUUUAUCCGGAAGAAAGCUACGCUUGCUUCGAUGUGUAUUCGUUGAUCUAG